UAGAAACGCGGUCGGUGCAUUAAACAAGGCGGCACAGAAGCCGUUUUUUUUACGAUCGUUAUCGCAGGCGGGAGCGGGCAGGGGGCGGCCCGACACCGCCUCCUACGAGGGGGAGGCCCUUUAUAAGGGCUACGGAUACUCUCAGCACGAUUCCUGCGCUAAGAUGCUGCCCGCUGAGGGGUUCGGCCCCGCACACGGGCUCAGCCCCGUACACACCUGCGGGGCCGUGUUGGUGGCUGCGGUGCUGCUGCAGUCCGUCUGCGUGGCCGUCACCUACGUUUACUUCACCAACGAGCUGAAGCAGCUCCGGGACACGUACUCCAGGAGUGGCACUGCUUGUCUGACCGGGGAGGAGCUGGGAGACCUCAUCCAGAACUUGGACGUGGUGGAAAGCAAAGACAGAGUGGCUGACCCCUGCUGGCAAGUGAAGUGGCACCUGGGGAAGUUAAUUAAAAAGAUGAUGUCAAGAAUCCUUCAGGAAAACAUGUCUGCAAUCAAUGGUGACAGGACCCAGGUACUGCCGCGCAGGGAAGAGCCGCUGCAGGGCUCCUCGCUCAGGAUAGCGGCACACCUGACGGGCAGCAGCAAGAGGAGCUCCACAUCCCCACACAUAGAUUACUUGUCCCACAGAGGCAUCGGGCAGAAAAUCCUCAGCUGGGAGUCGUCGAGGAGAGGCCACUCCUUCCUUUACAACGUGGAGCUGUGGAAUGGUGAGCUGGUAGUGCCCCAGACAGGCUACUAUUACAUCUACUCACAGACUUACUUUCGCUUCCGUGAAAGUGAGAAUGAGGACUCGGGUUUGUUGGAACGAAUAAGGAAUCCCAAGCAGCUCGUCCAGUACAUUUACAAACUGACAAAUUACCCAGAUCCCAUUCUGCUCAUGAAAAGCGCAAGAACAAGCUGCUGGUCCAAAAAAGCUGAGUAUGGACUUUACUCCAUCUAUCAGGGCGGGGUGUUCCAGCUGAAAAGGGAGGACAGGAUUUUUGUCUCGGUCAGUAACAGUGAUAUAGUUGACAUGGACAAGGAAGCGAGCUUCUUUGGAGCCUUCAUGAUUGCUUAAAAUACAAAAACUGUGCUCUGGAGGAAGCAAAGCCAGGACCAAUCCAAAAUUAUGUUAAACAGGAUACAAAGCAGACACCAUAACAACAGCAGCAAAACCAGGCUCAUUGUGGUCCACUCAAUCCCUCACUGCCAUGGCCAGAAAGGAGCUUGGUGGCAGCAGGUCAGCAGUGCUUUGUGUGGCAUGAGCUGGGCACGUUGUGUGUAGCCCAGUGCCAUGCUGUGUCCUGCAUGUACCAUGGAGCCGAUGGGGCUGGAGGGAAGGUUCCACCUGUCAACUGCAUCUCUCAUACAAGGAGCCCUCAUAGUCCCCAGUGGAACUAUUCUGGAUAUUUUUGUUGGAAUCAGAGUUUCCCUAAGGGGAAGCUCACACUGCACGUCAUCUCAUCUCCCAAAGCACUUAAGCACCUAAUUAAUUUUAAGCGUACGCAGUCUGACUAAACCUGGGGUAUUUACAUGCUUGAAAUUAAAUAUGUGCUUAAGCAUUUUCCAGGAUCAUGGCUUGAGUAAGCACACCUCUCUCUCCAUCAGUGUAUUGCACGUAAAAGCAGCUGCUGAAAGGGCACAGGAGAGGUUCUGAAAUCAAUCGGUAUUUUGGGAUCAGCACAUUACGGCAGCGCCUAUUUACCUAAUUGCUGCACUGCAAAGAUUUCACCGUGCCUCCAACAGCCUCAGUAAUGCAGUUACACUUGUUGACAGCAAGUACUUGAUGUUAAACAAAAAAGUGUUUUUCUCUAAAUGCUGAAUCCUAUUCGACAUUUGCCACAAAUUGAGCAUGACACAAUUAUUCCGUGUUUACUUGCACUGGCCCGGAUUAUGUAAAGGUGCAAGGCAGAAUGACAGCCUGAUGACUAACGUUUAAGGGAAAACAUACGCAACUAUUCAUGCUUAACCAGCAGCUACAGUUCAGAUAAUGCUAUUUUGAUGCUUAUUUUGUUUGUUGGAAUGGUUGCAAAGCUUUUGUAACUUGUUUGAAGUUUAAACUGACCACUAAUUGUAUGAGCGGGACUGCAGUUGGAUGUGAGUCUUAAGUUGGAUGGGCAUAAAUGAGCCCAUCUGCAGCAGUGUCAUAGGGACAAAGCAGGGGGGAAAAAAAAGGACAAAAAAGGUAGAUGCUUUGUGAGUGCUACUUUCAGUCAACACAGUAUCGCCACGAGAAAACCUGUUUGUUUUUUAAAUAUAUUAAGGUUGCCGUGGGAACCUUCCCAUUCACCUUGCAUUGUGGUAAUUAAAUCACUGUGCACAGAGAGACGUGCAUCCUUCAUCUCCGCUUUGUCAACAAGAGGCACUGAAGGGGCACAAGGGCCAGUGCUCACCUGGGCUUCUCUGGUUGGUCACUUCAAUAGCAGAGACCUUCACAACAGCAGCGUCCUUCAGCAGAGCCCUCCUUUUGUUUUCAGGACAAUGAAACACAGGUGUGAGCCUGAAACAAGUCCAACAUCAGCCUGCUGUUUCAACACAGCAUCAUAUAUAACGAUUUCAAUGGUAAUCAAAUCUGUGAAUCUCUCCAUCGUUUACUAGAGUACAUGGUUUGGAUCCAACUCAAAUCUGUUUUGACGUAGAACAGAAAACAUACCUGGAAUUGCCUUCCCAAUUUCAGGACUUAAUUCAGAAACUGUUUUGCCUGGCAGAGAAGGAUGGGGGGGCACCUGACUUUCAUGGCUGCUUAUCUUCCCGCAUGAACAUGGUGGGAUGGGGGAGGGAGGGGGAGAAGGGAGGGGAAGGUUGUUUGUUUGUUUGUUUCCAAAAAUUUAAAGAUUUUUUUUUAAAGUUAUUUGAAAGAGAUUUUAUUUGAACUGUGAAAAAGCAUUUUCCAGUGCUUUCUUAAGGGUCGGAAGCCCUCUAUGUGGGUAAGAACCAAUCUGUGUAAUGUAGCAAUUGUGGGCUGACAGAAUGGGAUCUGUGGGGGACUUCACACGCUUGCAGCUGACAUGAAGACUAACUACGACACUUUUUGCUUUAUUCAAUGUUCUCUCCCUGGCUCCCAGUAUCUACUAGGACGGGGAGUUCUUUGCUCUCUCCUGGGCAUUAUAUUUCUAAAUCUAAAUGUACCUAUUCUUAGGCCCUGCACGCAGAGCAGAGGAUCACACCAAGUAAUCACGUUUUAUUUUGGAAUAAUCCAAAGGGAUGUUUGCCAGACAUUAUCCUGGGGAGAGACUGUCAAGAGGUGCCUGACAGGACAUGUUGGAAGAUUAAUGGAAAGAUAUAUCAAGUUCUGAUUGUACAUUUGCGUUGAGUCACACUACUCAUCUCACUUUAUGAUGAAUGGUGAAUGUAGCAAAUUUUUAUAUAUGGGUGUGGGUUGCGGUAAACAUGUAAAGGUUGUAAUUUUUCUACAUCUGUUUUAUAUAAAACAUUUUUAGUAAAUA
Molecule: messenger RNA, 3428 nt
Organism: Coturnix japonica (Japanese quail)
Lineage: Eukaryota; Metazoa; Chordata; Aves; Galliformes; Phasianidae
Gene: TNFSF10
Product: TNF superfamily member 10
Biological process (GO): immune response
Cellular component (GO): membrane
Molecular function (GO): tumor necrosis factor receptor binding
Source: RefSeq, a predicted model, not a curated record